AUGACGACCUUGUCACUCGAACUUCCUGGUGCCACAUCAUUCGACCUUUACCUUUGUGGGGCAUCACUUAGCUCUGCGGGCUUCCCACCUCUAGGCGGACGCACAGUUAAUACUGUGAAGAAUCUUCUGAGAUCAGAGCUCGAUGGCCAUGUCAUUGAUGAGUCUGGCCUUAGUAAGAUGAAAUUUACCAAUUCUAUCUUCCACGCGCUCAUCCCCAUAUCCUCCUUUCAACUACACCACAUCGAAAAGAUCAAAUACCACAAGAAGGACAGCUCACCAGUAUACAUACAAAAAAAGUGGAAUUUUAAUCACAGGAAAAAGAGCAAGAUGAGGGAUUCCGACACAGACGCCACUGAGUCCUCGAGUGCAGAACUCGAGGCCUUGGAUUUUCAUGGUUCGACAAUCUUCUCCCAAGGAACCGACCGCUAUGGGAGUGACAAUGAAUUCAAUGGCAGUUACUUAUUCCAUGCCAUUCAGUGGGCCCUGCGCAAUCGAAGUGGAUACCCGCUGAAACUUCCCUUUGAUAUUUCUCCCAUUGAGCGGUACUGGUCUGCAGAGUUUGCGAACUCACCCAUACCAGACCCAUAUAACACGCAGAAGCCCGAUGUAGCCCUGUUCUAUUACAAGAACAAACUUCAGGACAAAACAUGGGCUGAUGUUUUGAGCUUCGUGGAACACACCUCCAGCAAUUUUGCUAUAACACAUGAUUUAGCAGUGUAUUGGGGAUCUGCUACCAAAGUGUACCUCAUUAUGCGGGAACAACCCUGGCGUCACUUCGUUCUUGCCUACUCUAUUUGUGCAGAUGACCUUCGUGCCCAUUAUUUUGACCGCUUGGGCCUCAUCAUAUCCCUUCCGACCCCCAUCCACAAAUUUCCAAUCUGUGUCACCGAGGCAAUAGCCACAACCGUGUUAGCAGAUCCGCAGUACUUUGGCCUUGACCCCACCAUCCAUAUGUGCAUUGCUGAUUGCCAGGGUACUCACCUCUCUCUGGCUGUGGGGGCGAAAGGAUGGGUAGUCAACAAUAACGGUAAAACUUACUCGAUAAUGGAUGUUUUGUGGAAGAGUCAGGGUUUCUUCUGUCACGAAACAGUUUGUUACCAUGUCAGAGAUCCUACCGACGGGAAGGAUUAUGUGAUGAAGGACUGUUGGGUGCCUGAGGCAAAGAGAUAUCACGAGGUGGCCAUUCUCAAGCGAGUCCAUGGCAUCCCUAAUGUCAUCCAACUUGUAGAUGAUUGGGAUGUCAUGUAUGACGGGGAGCCUGACUGUACAGCGCAGAUUUGUGAUCGCUAUCAGCAGUUCGACCUGGAUGAUAAGGAUGACCACAGGUUCUGUAAUCGAUUUCACCGAUGGCUUGUCAUGACUCCUUGUGGAGAACCGCUAUCACACUUCAGCUCUAGGAAGGAGUUGAUCUGUGCUUUUCGUGACUUUGUUGUUGCUCAUAGACUCAUGGUCGAAUGUGGAAUUCUACAUGGGGACCUCAGCCCGAACAACUUCAUCAUUUAUGAGGGUAACAGCUACUUCAUCAAUUUCGAUCAUGCCGGAUUUAUAGAGGAAGGCAAGACGUCUACGAUUUCAUUUGGUACUGGGACUAUCCCAUAUACCUCCAUGCGUGUCCUUAAGAAGAUGUCGAGGAAUGCCGAGACCGUUAAAAAGACUGCUGAUGCUACUCAGCUGCAGCAAAUCGAACACUACACGUGUGAUGACCUUGAGUCUAUGUUUUACAUUUUUUUCGAAUUUGUUACGAAGUAUGGGGGGGCACAUGAUAUAGUCGCACCGACAUGGGAUAAGCUGGCGAUGCCAUGUUGUAUUGCAGGCUCUCAAGGAUAUGACUUCCACAACACAAUCCCUGUCAAUGGCCUCAUUCUCGUGGCAGCAAUGAAGGGUGUUAUUUCUGGGUUCAGCAAAACUGGCACCGACAAAGUGCCUGAACUCUCCGCUGAUAGAUGCAGGACCGACUUCGACAAGUUGCACAAAUCCGUCGACAAGUUGCUCGACAUUUUGGAACAUUGUGAAGAGCUUGAAAAAAUGUUGGAGCAAUGGGCUAAGAUUGGUAUGGGUGAGUUUGAUUGGCAUGUAGAUGGGAGUGAUGCAGGCAGUGACGCAGGGGACAUCAAUAUCAUACUUUAA
Messenger RNA from Suillus discolor, 2127 nucleotides. RefSeq lists its product as uncharacterized. The transcript has 6 exons. The record is from RefSeq and is a predicted model, not a curated record. The coding region runs from base 1 to 2127 and encodes 708 amino acids. NCBI's taxonomy places the organism in Eukaryota, Fungi, Basidiomycota, Agaricomycetes, Boletales, Suillaceae.